AUGCCGCACGCCCUCGUCCUUGCGGUGGUCGCGCUGCGGCUCCAGGCGAUCCCGCUUCUCGCGCCGCCCGCCGCCUCCCGUGCCGCCGCUGCGCCAGCUUUGCGGCUGGUUGAGCUGGACGAGUCCAACUUUGCGGCCGAGGUCGGCGCAGUGCCCGGCCUCGCGGUCGUCGAGUUCUACGCGCCCUGGUGCCGCACGUGCCGCAGCGUCGCUCCCGUCUUUGCGCGAGAGGUGCGCCGGAUGGGCGCCGAAGCGCGGUACGAGCGGGUGCGCUUCUUCAAGGUCAACUUCAAGGAGAACCCGCGGCUGGCGAUGCGCGAGCGGGUCUUCGCGCUGCCGGCCGUGCACUUCUACAGCCCGUCGCUCGGCCGGAUAAACCGCUUCACGUUCACGCGGCUCACCGCCGCCAAACGUCUGAGGGAGGAGAUGGAUAGAUACACCGGUCCGCGCGGCCACCUCGAGACGCUCGAGACGCUGCGCAUCACUCCCGGCGCGGUGUCGCCGCUGGUGCGCUUCAGCCUGAUGGCGGGCUUCUUGCGCGCGCUCACCCACCUGGAGGAGUACCUCGCCGAGGGCGACGACGCCAACCGCGCCUACCUGCAGCGGCUGGUCGAGUCGGACCCGCGCCGAGUGGGGGAGCUGAGAGACCUCUUCUCGCUCGUCGACCGGAACGGUGACGGAAGGAUCGACGCGUCCGAGCUCACCGCGGCGCCUGAGGCGGAGCUGCGUCCCGCCUUCGCCGCGCUCGACGUCAACGGCGGCGGCGGCGUCCCGCGCGAGGAGAUGCUGUGA
Emiliania huxleyi CCMP1516 is the source of this 792-nucleotide messenger RNA. RefSeq lists its product as hypothetical. The record is from RefSeq and is a predicted model, not a curated record. Gene Ontology annotation, molecular function: calcium ion binding. Gene Ontology annotation, biological process: cell redox homeostasis. The transcript is spliced from 3 exons. Lineage: Eukaryota; Haptophyta; Isochrysidales; Noelaerhabdaceae. The coding region runs from base 1 to 792 and encodes 263 amino acids.